AUGGACCUGAGGCGGUCCGAUGGUCGAUCCGGGGAGGGCUCACGUGACGGCGCAUCUCGUGAUCGCGAUAUUCCGAAGCUCUCGAAGCUCAGCUUUCUUAUGGACUUCGCUUCGGACGUGGGUGUCCGCCAUUCUGUCGUUCUCUCUAGCCUUGAUAUCCGCCAUUCGGUCGACAUCUCCCCCGCCGCGCUCUCCAUCGCCAGAGAGAUCCGGUUCUGCGUGAUCGCCAUUGUGGUUGGGUGGACUACUACUCGAGUUGUCUCCGCGCUGUUGGACCGUCGGCCAUCAUCGGAUUCGUGA
This is a messenger RNA of Aspergillus ochraceoroseus IBT 24754, 300 nucleotides long. RefSeq lists its product as uncharacterized. The coding region runs from base 1 to 300 and encodes 99 amino acids. The record is from RefSeq and is a predicted model, not a curated record. The transcript has 2 exons. NCBI's taxonomy places the organism in Eukaryota, Fungi, Ascomycota, Eurotiomycetes, Eurotiales, Aspergillaceae.